GGGCGGGGGGGGGGAGAAGGAGAGAGAGAGAGAAAAAAAGGCGCCGCUUCCCUUCACACCGCCAAAAACCCGCUCCCGCCCCGGCGGCUCCCAACAUGGCGGCGGUGCCCGUCUACUGCAUCUGUCGGCUGCCUUACGACGUUACCCGCUUCAUGAUCGAGUGCGACGCCUGCAAGGAUUGGUAUCACGGCAGCUGUGUUGGAGUGGAAGAGGAUGAGGCUCCAUAUAUUGAUAUCUACCAUUGUCCAAACUGUGAAAAAACCCACGGCCAGUCUACGAUGAAAAAGAAAAGGCAAAAGCAUGAGCCAAUCCAUAUUGUGGACAUUGUGCGACCAGUACAGAAUGGAAGUCAGGUUUUCAUAAAGGAACUCCGAAGCAGGACCUUCCCAAAUGCUGAGGAGGUUAUCCUUAGACUGACUGGAACUCAGUUGUCUUUGGAAUUUCUGGAAGAUAAUGGUUUUACAGGACCUGUUUUGGUUGCAAAGAAGGAUGGCUUGGGACUAAGUUUACCGCCGCCUACGUUUUCUGUUAGUGAUCUUGAAAACUAUGUUGGUCCAGAUAGAGUCAUUGACGUUAUAGAUGUUACCAAACAAAAGACUUGCAAAUUGACCGUAAAAGAAUUUGUUAACUACUAUUAUGGUGCAAACCGGAAAAGAGUCCUCAAUGUGAUCAACCUGGAAUUUUCAGAUACCAGAUUGUCCAAUCUGGUCAACGCUCCUGAAGUUGUGAAGAAACUCUCCUGGCUUGAUAAUUUGUGGCCUGCAGAUUCACUUUUUGAUAAACCAAAAGUAACAAAGUUUUGCCAAAUAGGUGUAAAGGAUAGCUACACAGACUUUCACAUAGACUCUGGGGCAUCUGUUUGGUAUCAUCUCCAAAGAGGAGAGAAAAUUUUCUACUUGAUCAAAUCAACUUCUGCAAAUCUCGCUUUAUAUGAACAAUGGAGUUCAUCAUCAAAUCAGAGUGAAAUGUUUUUUGCAGAUCAAGUAGACAGAUGCUACAAGUGCAUCCUGAAACAAGGACAGAGUCUAUUAAUUCCAUCAGGUUGGAUUUAUGCAACGCUAACCCCAGUGGACUGCUUGGCUUUUGGAGGACACUUUUUACACAGCCUAAACAUUGAAAUGCAGAUGAGAGCCUACGAAGUUGAAAAACGACUGAAAAUUAACAACCUUAUCAAAUUUUCAAACUUUGAAACAACAUGUUGGUAUGCUGGCAAGUAUCUGCUUGACACUUUCAAAGGUUUACACAAAUCCGGGAAGCAGCCACUUCCUUAUCUGAUGCAGGGAGCAAAAGCUCUAAAUGCGACUUUCAGGUCGUGGACCAAGAAGCAGGUUAUAGCUAAUCAUGAGGAUGAAAUUCCAGAAACUAUUAAAACAACACAACUCAUUAAGGAAUUUGCCAAAGAAAUUCGAAUAUUAGAGAAUGCAUUAAAAGCAAAUGAAGGUCAGGCGAGUGAGGUGGUUAGUAUGACAAAAAGCCUGCCCGUACCUGCUAAAGUACCAGAACAUACAGGAACAGCAUCUGUUGAAAAGCCAGUCAGAAAGAAAGCGUCACGCGCCAAAGAAGGAGUUAAGAAAAAAGGGAAGAAAGAAAAAGAAAGUUCACCACCAUUAGUCCCCAAACUUGACAUCCCAGAAGCUCACACAAAAGAAGUUUUGAUUAAAAAAGAAGCACCAAAGAAAGGAAGGAAGACUUCAAAGAAAUUGUUGCGUGCGGCAGAGAGAAAGGCUGCAAAUAAUCAGAAUGAUGUACUAAAAUUUGGAAUACAAGAGCAGAACAAAAGCAAAUCUGAAUUGAAAUGGAAGUACAAGAACAGCAAACCAGAUUCUCUGCUCAAAAUGGAAGAUGGAAAAUCCGAGAAAUCACUAUUGGUGGGAAGCAAAGACAAUAGCAAACUCAAGUUGGUCUUCACUAAUAAAAAACUGCUGAGUUGUAAAGGAGUGAAAACCCCGACAAACUCUAAGAAGUCUGAUCAUAUCUUUGGGUGUUUGCAAAAUAUUAAAGACAAACCGAAACUAGUAAGAGAUGAAUACGAGUAUGUGUCCGAUGAUGGUGAGCUGCAGAUUGAUGAGUUUCCUAUAAGAAGAAAGAAAUCUACUUCCAAAAAAAACCUGCCUUUUUUGCCAAAGACCAAAGAGAGUACUGGACGUAUUGGAAUGCGAGAAUUACUAGUCAAGCACAGUUCCAACCAGGCUGACAACUCGUCUGAUGAAGGUUCACUUCAUAUAGAUACCGAGGCAAAGGCAGAUCCAGCUACUGACAAGAAGGCUGACACAGGAAGCUCUGCAGGAAUACUAGAUUUACUACAGGCUAGCAAGCAAGUCGGGGGCCUGGAGUACAGUGCAAACAGCCAACCGCCCGCCUCUCCCAGCACACAGGAGGCCAUCCAGGGCAUGUUAUCCAUGGCAAACCUUCAGUCCUCGGACUCCUGCCUGCAGACAUCAUGGACCAGUAACCAAGUUAAAAAUAGUUCCUCCAUAGUUCAAACGUCAAAGAAAACUAGUAACAAGCUUAAAAAGCCCACAGGGAAGCGGUUAGUCAAAAACACCGUACAGAGCACUAUUGACAUUAAUGACUAUGAGGAAGACCAGGACAGCCUAGGAGCAUGCUUUAAAGAUUCCGAUUACGUUUAUCCGUCUCUUGAAUCUGACGAUGAUGAUCCAGUUUUCAAAUCGAGAUCCAAAAAGAGAAAAAGUUCAGAUACACCUUGGAAUCCUACAGCCAGAGUUACACCAUCUGUUCCUCGACAUGAUAGACCAACACGAGAAGGGGCAAGAGUCGCCUCGAUAGAAACUGGAUUGGCGGCAGCUGCAGCAAAAUUAUCGCAGCAAGAGCAACAGAAAGGUCAGAAGAGAAAAUAUACCAAACGGAAGCUGUCGCUGGAUGACUCGAGUAAAAUCCCUCAGGAAAGCGCUUCAACAGAAAUGAAGACUGACAGCCAUACAGGAAAACGUUUAAAGAAGGGCAUGGCAACUGCUAAACAGAGGCUUGGGAAGAUACUAAAAAUACAUAGGAAUGGAAAACUUCUUCUAUAAAAUUCAGAAUGAGAAACGUUUUGUCUUAGAAUUUAGCCUGACUCGAACGCUGUUAAAUGUGUGACCUAAAGAUUAACACAUUUAGAUCAUUCCGUUUAGAGACUAUAUCCAUUUUACUUGUCUGUGGAGCGUUCUCGGCACAUUUGUAGCACUUGGCUGUUCUUGGCAGGUUGUCUCCAGUUGGCUUGUGGCAUAACCGGGGAAGCUCACUAAAUAGCAUUAAAUAGCAUUUAAUAGGUUUCAAAGAUGUCACAAUAAUACCUUUAACAUCACUGAGCCUUCUGGUAAAGCACUGUGUUAAGCAUUAAAUUACGGAUGGCAGUACCGAGAAUGGAUCUAUCUGUAAAGGCUUUUAUUGUCUUGAAGACUCAGAUUAUUUAAAAUUGUGAACCUGACUCGUGAAAGAAGUCUGUUACAAAACAAGCUAAAUAAUGCACUGCUGCAUUUUAAUCUAAGUUAAUGGAUAUUGUCUCUAUAAACUUGUUUCUCAGGCAAUUCCAUAUUUUAGAUUUAAGGAAACAUUCUUUCUAAAAAAAAUCAUGAUGCGAGCCCUGUAAAUAUGAUCAAAAUACUGACCUUUAUUGCAAAAGACAUACAGGUUGUUGCUCUGUAGCUACCUGUUGCUCCACUACCUUUUUAAAGAUUUUUUUUGUCUUUGCAAUAAAAUGUUUCUUCAGUUUGUUCAUACAAUAAUGGAACUUUAUUUUUUAUAAAAGGCAUUGCCUGAAAAACAGACAUUACUUUUGUGUGGCCUUGCAAAACAGUACGUAAUCACGAUACAUCAGUUUAAAAAGAAGAAGAAAAAUCUACAUUUCAGCGACAAGGCUGUGUGAAUAAGCUUAACACUUGUGUUCUAUUUGAGCUUAUUGUUUUAAACUUUGCAUUAUGAUGCAACAUGAAGUAUUUUGGUCUUAACUAGUGACGUGUUAAUGUGUCUUAAGUCCACGUGACUUACUGUAAUUUAUUAAUAUUUGUAGCUUUUUAUAUUUAUACAUUUCUUAAGCGCUUUGUUUUUUAAAUUUUUCAACUACAGUACUUGUGAUCCUUUUCCUGAAAUUGUGACACAAAAUCUUAGUCUUGAGUUUUCUCCACUUCCCUCCUUCCCUUUUGUCAAUCAUAAGAUUACACAGUUUUUGGCCUUUAAGUGGUAUAAUCCUGCCAGACUAUCUGUGCUUUUUUUUCUAUAUUUAUAAUUUAGAUAAUUAGGGCUUUCUGUGGUAGUUUAUGAAAACCAUUCCUUUUUGCCCUCUUGAGACCACCUUAUAGUUACCUGACACAUUUUUAUUUACAAACUUUAUUUUUUGAAAAAGAAAAAGAAAUUCCUGUAUACUAUUAGGAAAACGUUUAAAGAUAGUUCAUUUUAGCCACAAAAUUCGUGCGUUGACUAUCUUGAUUUUUUUUAUGUGUCAUUUAAAAUUUUUGAUAUGUUUUUAUUGCUGUACAUCAAGAUCAUCAGCUAAAAUAAUGGCGCUUUGUGUUGUAGAAAAUAAACGCUCAAAAUUUAUAUCAGCGAAUUAAACAUUGGGUGGAAAUGGCUGCAGUUAAAAUUUAACAAUGAACCUCAGGAAUUAAGUGAAGCAGGUUCCAGCCAAGACCCUCAGUCCACAUUUUAAGUCCCACAGUAUCUUGUAUAUAGAUUUUUCUUGGAUACUUUGCAUUCUUUUUGAUAAAUACAUCUUCAAUUGGGGGGGAAAAAAGGUCUGGAUGCUUUUAGUAAAAGACAUGAAAUGUAUAUUGAUCAUCUCAGNUUUUUUUAACAGUUUUAAAGCUUCAAUGUGUGUAACAUUGACCCUGGCAUCUUGAACCUCAAGGCACAAAUAAAUAACAUUAAUUGCCCCGGAGAGAGGGCAACUGUGAUAUCACAAAAGUGUUUUAUUAUUAUUAACCCAUUAUCUUGUGUUAGCGUUGCAGGGGUCUAUCAUGCGCUGGCCGCAAUCCUUGCAUUACUAUUUUACCCCUUUAUAAACAAGUCAUGAAAAAAUUGCUAUUUUUAUUGAUUGGUGUGUAUGAUAGACUCUUCUCUCCCCCACCCCAUCUUUUGAACUGAUCCCAGUGAAUUCAAACUUGCCCACACCAAUGUGCUCAUCGACAUGCACGAGUCUUGUACGUUUUCAGGAACUUUGCGUAUAAACCAAGAGAUUGAGGAAUCAUGAAGAAAUUGUAUUUUGGAUUUUAAUUGGGGGGGAAAAAAAAGUCAAUGCAAGAUGAAAUCAGUAGAUACCGAAUGCAUGAGUUGGCCUGGUUAAUUAAAUGAAAGGAAACCUUGAGUAGGUUUAAAACUUCUAUUUUAAAAAUAGUCCCACGUAGAACCAGAGCAAAGGAAUAUUGCCUUGUUUAACCAAAAUGUAUUGUGUAUCAGUAUCCCAAACUGAAGUAUGCUAGUGCAGCUUUCUGUGUGUUACUGUUGUCACAAGCUGAUCUAUUUUAUUUGAUUGUCAGAUUAAAUCUGAAAUCUGUGUUACAUAAAACAUGCAGUCCACUCACUUUAAACUUAUGUUAAGCACUAUCCGUUGAUUUAAUUCUAGACAGCCUUAGUUUGUAUUUAUAAUGUUGGCGUGUGGCAUAAAAUGCAGGUGAAAGAUUAAAUUAAUUACUGAGAUGUACCAGGUUAAACAGGAAACAAAAGGGGAUGCGCUGUGCAAAUGGAGUUGUAUGCUGGUUCUUGCUGUAUAUUGCAGUUGGAAAUGGAUGUUUGUUGGCUGAUAAAGGGCAAUAUGGACUUUCACAGUCGUUAGUUUUGUCAGCGUUUAAUUUCUUUAAGUUGAACUGCACUAUAAAUUGCAACACAAAUCUUUGCAUUUUUGUUUUAGCUAUUAAUGAUGUGUACAUUAUUAAGCAGAGAAAGUAAAUCUCCUACAGCUUGGUACAGUUUAUUCAGCCUUUUCCGUAUGUUAUAUCUGCAGAAUGAAGUGACCAUAUUCUUUCCGAACUUGUAGAGAUUGUGUUUUAAAACUGUUAAAAAAAAUAAAAUCUACAUACUCCUC
Messenger RNA from Callorhinchus milii (elephant shark), 6016 nucleotides. It is a transcript of the gene phf2, whose product is annotated as PHD finger protein 2. Gene Ontology annotation, molecular function: histone demethylase activity; transcription coregulator activity. Lineage: Eukaryota; Metazoa; Chordata; Chondrichthyes; Chimaeriformes; Callorhinchidae. Gene Ontology annotation, biological process: protein demethylation; regulation of transcription by RNA polymerase II. The record is from RefSeq and is a predicted model, not a curated record.